GCUGAUCCCAACACUCCCAGCCAAAGCCAGCCCGGCCCAAACCGAACCCCCGACCCGACAGUGCCUGUCUGCGGCCUCUUUGUCGGCUGAGCUCCCGUUCUCUGCCGAGCACCUUCAGCUUCAAUCUCAGUCUCUGACAGCAUCUUGCCCUUUUGCGCCAUUUUGCCGACCUGUCCGACACCGACGCCGACGCCGACACCGACGCCGGUAUCAACGCUGAGCACUGUCGACUCUGUCCAACCGAUUACUCUUCGUAACCCCACUUCGUUGCGAGUCACGCCGACGUCGCCAUGAGCCAUCCCGAGCGAUCCUACCACGACUCCAGCCGCCAUCAUCCUUACGAGCAUGCUUCGAACCGAGGAUAUCCGAACGCCUCCAAUCCAGAGCCUGGCUAUCCACCUACCCAACACGAUGCCUUCAAUCCACGCCCAUCUCGAGGUGCUAGUGCUACUGCCGGUGGCAGCGGCCGGGGCAGAGGUGCCCCUCGCGGUCGAGGAGGUGCUCCCAUCGGCGCACGACCAGGCGGACCUGCCCGUGGCCCGCUUGGUCGCCGUGGUCCUGGGCCAGCCGCUCACCUCCACCACGAUGGCCUCAACGCGGAUGAUCGCCAAUAUGGCGGACCCAUAGAUGAACGUGGUGGUAAGGGUGAGCGAAUGCCAACCAGGGCUUAUGACGAAGAGUUUCUGCUCUCGCGAAGAAAGAAAGAGCACCCUUGCCGCACGCUCUUUGUGCGCAACAUUGCAUACGACACCAAGGGGAAAGAGAUCACCGACCUCUUUAAGGGCUAUGGCGAGAUCAAGUCCGUCUUUGAUCUGAUCUCGUCGCGCGGCAUGAUCUUCAUUACCUUUUACGACCUGAGGGACUCUGAAAGAGCCAAGGGCGAGCUCCAAGACACAUUUUUCCGAGAUCGCCAGAUCGAUAUCCACUUUUCGCUGCCCAAGGAGAGCGAUCUCAAGGCGGCCGAUGCUGGCCCGGACAAGAACCAGGCCACGAUCGUGAUCAGCCUUGUGGGUGGUUCGCAGCCGUCGUUGAGCAUUGAGGAAAUCCAUGCCCUCUUUGGCAAGUACGGCGAUAUCAAGGAAGUCCGAGCGCACGCCGGCCAAAAUAGCACCCCGGGGGCCAAGGCUAUCGAGUUUUUCAAUAGCCAGCACUGCGAGAAUGCCUUCAAGGCCCUUGCCAACGAGAGUUAUCGCAGUGGACGGCUGCAUCUCGAAUAUGUCUGGGAUUUGAUUCCAACCACUCGUCGCUCAGGACAAUUCAGCGAGCUCGGUGGCCACGGAGACGAUCGUUUUCGCGCCCAGACACGCAAUGACCGGACCGACCUCCGUGCUGACCAUCGUGCUGCUCCUCAGUCAUUUGGAGGCGAUGCCAACGGUGGUCCAAGCAAUGGCAGUGGCCCUGCUUCAGUGCACUCGGAUCGACAUCAUAAUGGAUAUGGCUCUGAUCGCCGCGGUCCCCCCACAAACACCUGGCCUGUAAUCGGUAACUCGGUAGAUGACCAGGAAUACGAUCCUGUCCGUGGCACGACACUUCCGCCGCUCCCAUCCCAAGCGCCGGUGAAUGAUCAAGCAUCACUCCUGGCGAUGCUUUUGCAGCAGCAGCAGCAGCAGCAGCAUCAACAGCAGCAUCAACAGUAUCCUAUCACGAGUGGAGUCAGGCCGACCAUGCUGCCAGCCCAGCCUUUUCCCACUGUCAGUCCAAUGAACCCGAUAAACCCUAUCGCUGCAACAUCUAUGACGGCGCCUCCACUCGGGCCGGUUGUCAGUGUUCCUGGAGCUGUAGGAGCAACGCCAGCUCCAUCCUCCAACCUCCUUGGGCUCGGCACGAUGGAUCAAAACUCAGUGCUACAAGUUCUCGCUCUCGCCCAAUAUUUGCAACAGCAACAGCAACAGCAGCAACAUCAGCAACAGCACGCCCUCCAGCAGCUCCAAGCAUUACAGCAGUCCGGACCGCAGUCAUUCCAGCCAUCGAAUCAGUCUCUGCAGAGCUUGCUGCAGUCGAUUCAGCAGCUUCCAGGCGGCCAGCUGUCCAAAUCCACGCACAUCGGCACCUUGCCACUACAAAGCACGGGUCAGAGUCCGACCCCUGGCUAUACUCCGCCCGGGAGCUUGCAGCCUCCCCCUCUGCAAUUCCAGAUUGCUCAGCUUCUUCAACACCAACAGACCCUGGGCAAGCCACAGCUGAUGGUUGAUGCUGGCACUGGUGCCGGUGCCGGUGUCGCUGCCAGCACAGAUCCGCGUCUGAGGUCGUUCUCCCAAAUGGCAAGCGCACUCCCUGGACGGACAAGUGCGGCAGGAGCUGGGCCAAGCUAUGCACCUGUGCCUCCAAACGUGGACAGCGGACUGAACACUCGGUACCACGGCGCCCAAUCGAAAGCGCCGCCCUCUGGGACGUACACACAUCCCUCGCAUCAGCGCUACUACGGAUGAUUGACUGGCUGGAUCAGAUUGCAUGUGGAUGAAGACUAUACAGGACGGGUUUGGCGGCUGGCGUUGCCUCGCUGCAUCGCCUGCAAGCUCAAUACAGUGACUCGAUGCUCGACUGU
Messenger RNA from Polychytrium aggregatum, 2545 nucleotides. RefSeq lists its product as uncharacterized. The record is from RefSeq and is a predicted model, not a curated record. Gene Ontology annotation, molecular function: RNA binding. The coding region runs from base 291 to 2429 and encodes 712 amino acids. NCBI's taxonomy places the organism in Eukaryota, Fungi, Chytridiomycota, Chytridiomycetes, Polychytriales. The transcript is spliced from 10 exons.